AUGGCAUCCCGAACCUCUGUGAGUGCAAUUAAUCGUAUCAUUGCAUUUGUCGCUGGUGACAAAACAUUCAACCGUGUGUUCCAAACUAUCGAAGCCGUCUCCGCCACAGAGAAAUGUCUUACUUGUCGAUUUCUUGUAUCACAAGCCGAAGUCAAUUCAUUGCGCACACUGCAUGGUGGCUACAUCACUGGUGCUGUUGACUUUGUUUCUACCAUCGAUCUCAUUCGCCUUGGGCACCGGAAGCACGUCAGUGUUCAUUUGGGUGUUGACUUCAUGAGACCGGGAAAAUAUGAAUCGUGGAUCAGAGUUGAUUCAUAUGUUCAGAGUAAGGGGCAACGUUUGGCAUUCUGUGAUGUGCUGUUCUACGAUGAGGCAACUGGAAAGCUGCUUGCCAAAGGAACGCAUACAAAAUUCCUGAUACCUGAGGAUCAGAAGAUCUGA
Molecule: messenger RNA, 441 nt
Organism: Echinostoma caproni
Lineage: Eukaryota; Metazoa; Platyhelminthes; Trematoda; Plagiorchiida; Echinostomatidae
Source: the annotation of a GenBank genome assembly